Molecule: messenger RNA, 1770 nt
Organism: Cryptococcus deneoformans JEC21
Lineage: Eukaryota; Fungi; Basidiomycota; Tremellomycetes; Tremellales; Cryptococcaceae
Product: expressed protein
Exons: 13
Coding region: 110-1663 (517 amino acids)
Source: RefSeq, a predicted model, not a curated record
UCGUCGCGUAUUCCUGUCCUGUAUAACGAUAAUACUCAACGCUCCACGUAUUAUCGUCGAUCUUAUUUCCAUCCAUCUACAGUUUUUUUCAGAUAAACCAACGCCAACUAUGAUUUCAUUAUCGAGGCGCUCAAUAUUACGCACCCUUUUGAUCACAUCCCCACUCAUCUUCAUCGGCCUGUUCGUUUCCCUUAAACCUUCUGAGCCAGUUGAGGAUGAAAGUGCGGCUAGCAAAGCACGGUCAGAAACUCUUGUAUCGCAGAAGCAUGGAAAUUGGUGGAAAGGCAUCCAUAGAGGCGCGAACUGGAGCCCGUUAGACUGGGCAAAGAAUCCGAUGCUCAAAGAGGAAGCUCUAGAUGGUGACAAGGACGGAUGGGUGAAUUUUGAUGAAGAGCUGAAAUGGACGAAAUAUGAAGGUGGCGUGGCGGGCUUCCAGGUAUUUUCCAACCUAUAUUUAACAGGCGGAGCUUUUACGGCGAUCACCCCUUUUCCUCCAGACGAUCCCUCUUCCUCAUCUCUUACAAACGAUGAAGAAGAGCCCACCGUAGAGUUCGAAAGUCCUUUUCCAGACACCAAGUUCAUCAUAUCCUCGGAUAAACGAGGGAUCGCUGCUGGACCUGAUAGGUGGAAGAUGGAGAAGCCUGAAACGGCAAGAUUAGAGUUCGGUCAGAUGGGUUAUAAGUUGGGUGGAGCGACAUUCAUCAUCAAUGACAAGCCAGGGAUUGAGGGCUAUCUCGUCUUUUUCAAGCAUUUCGCCACAGAGACCUUCCUGGGCGCAGCACGCGUUCUUGCAUCAACUUAUUCAACUGACACUCCCCACCAGGCGCCCCUACCAAAACGAAUUUGGUUCCCAAGGUGUGGUGUGAGUCCUAGCUGGAGAGAUGGACGAGGAGAAAAUUAUUGGUUCCUCUCUCGUGCUUUGCCUUCUGCUUCUAUUGAAGAUGCUACCCAAUUUACCGACCGCAGUCUGUCAGGGAUCACAAUUCAGUUCGAGAAAGUCGUUAUAAUCGAUCGUUGGGCGGCCCAUUCUAUCGGCGGUGACAAUGGCAAAUGGGGCAAGAUGAACGUUCUUAUUCCUACUGUCUUCGCCCAACCGAACUUCUUUGAUCCUUACCGUCAGAAUGUAGCCAAGUCGCUUGGUAUCACUGGGACCUCCAUUGAGACAUCAUUACCGGUCGUUGUAUACGUUGACCAUCAAAUAGGAACACCUCGUCUUCAUCCUGAGGAUCAUAUGGGUCUCAUCGAUGCCUUGAAGAGCCUGACUCCGUUGGCUGAGGUUCACGUUGUGAAGUUGAACGGCAUGUCCAAAUUUAAACGAAUUGAGUUAUUGAAUCGUGCUUGUAUUAUCAUAAGCUUACACGUGGAUGAACUCAUACACGCAAUGUGGAUGCCUACGAUCCCCGGCCGAUCGACUGUCAUCGAACUGUUUGAACAGGGUGGUUUUCGCCGUGACUUUGAGCUCAUGGCCACUUCUCUCGGUCAUCAAUAUGUUGCAAUUCAGUACGACAGGAUCCUUCUCGAGGAAGAAUGGCGUACGGGUGGCCCCUCUAUAGGGGAAGAAGCUAAAAAGGGUGAGGUAAGAGUCAAUCCAGAAGUGGUGAUUCGAGCGGUAGAAGAUAUCUUGACAAAGGACGAUGAGAACGCGGAGAUUGUUGGCAUCUGAGCACUGUUUGAACUGUUCGUGGUGCUCAGCUUUUUCUUCCUACAUGUAAACAUGAUACUUUCUCAUUUCAUAGCCACCAAAAGAAUCAAUAUGUACACAGAGAUCCA